AUGUAUAACGUGGACGCGUACCUCAAGUCACUGACAUCCAACGCCGUCAAACUCUCAAAGAAGGUCCAGGAUGGCAUCGUCGAGAACACGCGCGACCUGCGCUUUGAGAACCAGGCUCACUUUCUCGACACAAACGAAGACAAGAUGAGGCAAGUCAACAGGCACUCCCUUACAGAGGAGAUCCGCAAGAACUUGGAUUCAAAAUACGAAAAGGAGAAGCUGGAUGGCUUGAAGCGCUUGAUCGCUGUAAGUUUGGUCGUCAACCGUGGCGGUGUCUGGCGAUUCCCAGUCAUGAUCUCAAAAGGCAGGGAUGUCUCCGAGUUUUUCCCGGACGUGGUCAAGAAUGUAGCCUCCAACAGCUUGGAGGUGCGCAAGCUGGUCUACAUUUACAUUUUACGAUAUGCUGAGCAGGAACAGGAUCUGGCGCUUCUCUCUGUCAACACAUUUCAAAAGGAUCUGAGCGAUAAAAACCAACUUAUUCGCGCUAUGGCCCUCCGUGUCAUGUCUGGCAUCCGUGUUCCCGUCAUCAGCCCUAUCGUCAUGCUUGGUAUCAAGAAGUGUGUCACGGACUUGUCGCCCUAUGUCCGCAAAAUUGCCGCACAUGCCAUCCCUAAAUGCUACCAGUUGGACCCAGCGCAGAAGGAUGCAUUAGUUGACAUUAUUUCGACGAUGCUCGGUGACAACUCGACAUUUACGAUUGGAGGCGUGCUCAUGGCCUUCGACCAGGUCUGCCCCGAUAGGCUGGAUCUGAUUCACCCCCAGUACAGGAAACUUUGCAAAAUGCUCGUGGAUAUGGACGAGUGGGGUCAGAUCACCGCUAUGGACCUCUUGUUGCGAUACUCAAGAACUCAGUUUUUGAACCCAAUUGGAAAGACAACAUCACAGCCAACGACGCGGACCAAGAAGGAAAAAUCUGUUGUCAAGUCAUUUUACUCGGACGACGACUCGGAUGUCUCUCACCAUUCAUCCGACUCUGAGUCCGACUCGUCUGAGGAGGAGAACAACUCUGUCGACCCUGAUCUCGCUUACUUGCUCAAGUGUGCCCUUCCUCUCCUGCAGAGCCGAAACAGUCAGGUUGUGCUGUCGGUGGCGAAACUGUACAUGCAUUUAGCACCUGCUGAGGACUCCUACAAGAUUGGACGGCCGCUUGUUCGCCUACUCAGGACUCACCGGGAAAUCCAAUAUGUGGUAUUGAACAACAUCGUGGCGAUUGCCAGUCAGAGGCCCUAUGUCUUUGACCAGUUCUAUCAGCACUUUUUCGUCCGCUCAACCGACCCUGUUUUCAUCCGCAAUCUCAAGCUGGACAUCCUGACAUUGAUUGCAACCGAGAGCAACAUCACAUUCAUUCUUCGCGAGUUGCAGGAAUAUGUCAAGAGCUCGAACAAGGGCUUUGUCACCCAGGCCAUCGAAGCCAUCGGUCAUUGUGCCUCCAAUAUACCUGAAAUGGCGGAAAGCUGUCUCGGAGGCCUCCUCAAGUUGUCCUACAGCAAGUCUGACUCGGUUGCUGCUCAGUCGGUGGUGGCGAUCCGCCGUUUGUUGCAGCAAAGACCGGGAGACAGUGUUUUUAUGAUUACGCAGCUUACCAAGGCAUUGGAUGAGAUUACGGAACCAUUAGCUCGCGCCAACAUUUUCUGGCUGGUUGGUCAGUACAGCAGCCAACUUCAGACAAUUGCACCAGAUGUCCUCCGCAAGGCCGCCAAGUCAUUUACCACUGAGAGCGAGUCAAGCAAGCUCCAAAUUUUGACUCUCGGUGGCAAAUUGGUGGCGCUGGAAGGCACAGCGUCCAAGACGGUGAGCCUACUGCUUCAAUAUGUACUCAAUAUGGCACGCUAUGACCUUGACUACGGUGUGCGUGACCGUGCUCGGUUCUUGCGCGCUCUUGUGUACGGAAAGCAGAAGGUAGCUGAGGCCACUGUAGACCAGGACUCGGACGAGAACGAUCACGAGAAUGGACAGCAAGAAUCUGACAGCACGGAGCAGGACGCUCAGGAUGACGAAGGUGGAUUUGAGUACAGUGAGAAGGAAUUAAACCUUUCGGAUCACAUCAAGGCCAUUCUCUUGAGCGAAAAGGCAGCCCCCGUUCAGGAGAACCCUUCACAUGGUAAGUUUCACGGCCAGAUCAUCAAUUCGCCAUAUGUAAAGUUGACUAUGCCACCCCGGUAUCAGAGAGCCUUGACUAAUCUUUUUCCUCGUGUUGUACUAGGUCGCGAGCAAUACAAGGUUGGAUCGAUGUCAUUGGUGCUGAACCGAAUUGUGGCUGGCUACGAGGCAUUACCAGAUUGGCCCAAGGUGCAGCCUGAUCCAUCGGUGCGUCGAUUGGCAGCGACGAUGGAGGCACCUGGAUACAUGAAUGACCGGACUGGUUUUGGAAGCGACUCUGCAUACGCCAAGAGUCGCCAGGGACAGGACAGUAGUGUUGCUGGAGGCCAAGGACGGUAUGACAAUCAGGCAGGUCCAUACCGUGGUGCUGAGACGUUGGACAAGUUUUUGGAGUCGUCUGAUGAGGAGACUAGUUCUGAUGAGGAGGAUGACAGCGAGGAGGAGACGAGUGACGAAGAGGAGACGAGCGAAGAGGGCGAGGAGGGGACCAGUGAAGAAGAGAGUGGGUCAGGAAAGGAGGAAGAUGAUGACGAGGACGAAGAUGACGAGGAGGAUGCAUCGUCAUCGGAAGAGGAGGCGAUUCUUCCACCUAAACGAGCCAAUGGUCGUCGCGGAUAG
This is a messenger RNA of Linnemannia hyalina, 2718 nucleotides long. NCBI's taxonomy places the organism in Eukaryota, Fungi, Mortierellomycota, Mortierellomycetes, Mortierellales, Mortierellaceae. The record is from the annotation of a GenBank genome assembly.